AUGGCCACCGACCUCCAACACAUCCGCAACAUCGGCGUCUGCGCCCACAUCGAUGCGGGUAAAACCACCGUCACCGAACGCAUCUUGUUCUACACCGGUAAAAGCUACAAGAUCGGUGAGGUCCACGAAGGGACCGCGACCAUGGACUUCCUUCAAGAAGAACAAGAGCGCGGCAUCACCAUUCAGUCUGCAGCUACAACAUGUCCUUGGACCCACAAGGGUCAAGAGUACAAGAUCAACCUGAUCGAUACUCCAGGUCACGUGGACUUCACCAUCGAAGUGGAACGCUCCCUCCGCGUGCUUGACGGCGCGAUCGCUGUGUUCGACGGAAAAGAAGGCGUGGAAGCUCAGUCCGAAACUGUCUGGCGUCAGGCUGAUCGCUACGAAGUCCCUCGUAUGUGCUUCAUCAACAAGAUGGACAAGAUGGGAGCAAACUUCGAGUACUCCUUCGACACCAUCAAGAAGCGGCUCGGAGCGAAUCCAAUCGCGAUGCAAAUCCCCUGGGGUGAAGGCGACGAACUCGUAGGAAUCAUCGAUCUGCUCGAAAUGAAGGCAUACGAGUUCGAUAAGGAAUCCCAAGGUGCGAUCGUCACUGAGAAGGAAAUCCCAGACGAUCUGAAAGAGAAAGCCGAGAAAUGGCGCCAUGAUCUGAUUGAGAACGGUGCGGCUCUCGACGACGAUCUGAUGGAACAAUACCUCGAAGACGAGGACUCGAUCACUCCUGAGCAGAUCCGUGCAGCGAUCCGCAAAGGCACCAUCGCGCUCGAGUGCAACCCAGUCUUCUGUGGCUCGGCGCUCAAGAAUAUCGGUGUCCAGCGCCUGAUCGACGCAACCAUCGACUACCUGCCAAACCCAGAGGAAGUCCCAGACACCAAGGGAACCGAUCCGAAGGACAAGACCAUCGAGAUGUCCCGCAAGAACAACGAGAAGGACCCGUUCUCCGCGCUCGUGUUCAAGGUGGUCUCCGAUACCCACGGCGACCUCACCUACAUGCGUAUCUACUCAGGCAAACUCGUCAAGGGUACUCGCACACUCAAUCCCGGCAACAACAAGCGUGAGAUCGCAUCGCGUAUCUUCGAGAUGCACGCAAAGGAUCGUCUCGCACUCGACGAGGUCGGCGCGGGCAACAUCGUCGCGGUCGUUGGUAUCAAGAACUCGAUGACCGGUGACACCCUCUGUGAUCCGGACAACCCGAUCAUCCUCGAACGCAUGGAGUUCCCGCCGCCGGUUAUUUCGAUGUCGAUCGAGCCGAAGACCGCCGACGACAAGCGCAAGCUGUCUGAAGCACUCGUGACCAUCCGUCGCGAGGACCCUUCGUUCCGUUCGGAGUACAACGAAGAAACCGGCCAGACCAUCAUCGCGGGCAUGGGCGAGCUUCACCUUGAGAUCAUUAAGAACAAGCUCAUCCGUGACAUGAAGAUCGGUGUUGAGGUUGGUCGUCCUCGCGUUUCGUACCGCGAAGCGAUCAAGAAGGCUGCUGAUGGCUGCCGUGGUCUGUUCAAGAAGCAGUCCGGUGGUCGUGGUCAGUUCGGUGACUGUACCAUCAACAUCGAGCCGUUCACUGCUGAGCAAGCCGAAGAAGCUGGAUUGGAUUUCACUGACAAUGUUGCGUUCGAGAACGCGAUCGUCGGUGGUGCGAUUCCGAAGGAGUUCAUCCCGUCCGUCGAGGUCGGUAUCCGCAACACCGCCAAGAGCGGCGUCUCGGCUCCGUUCCCGCUGAUCAACAUCAAGGUCACGCUUACCGACGGUAAGUACCACGAUGUGGACUCCAGCCAGGUCGCGUUCGAGCAGGCAGGGCGUCUCGCACUCCGCGAAGCCGUCUCCGCAGCUGGUUCCGUGCUGCUUGAGCCGAUCAUGAAGGUCGUGAUCACCACUCCAGAGGAGUAUGUUGGUAAUGUGACUGGUGAUAUCUCCUCACGUCGCGGCAUGAUCCUCGAUACCGAGGACAAGGGCAUCAUCAAGGAAAUCACCGCGGAUGUCCCCCUCAGCGAGAUGUUCGGCUACACCACCGACCUCCGCGGCAUGUCCCAGGGUCGCGCUGCAAACUCCAUGGAGUUCAAGGAAUACCGCGAAAUGCCGGGCAACCUGCAAAAAGAAGUGAUCGAGGCCGGCGUCUAA
Molecule: messenger RNA, 2118 nt
Organism: Symbiodinium sp. CCMP2592
Lineage: Eukaryota; Dinophyceae; Suessiales; Symbiodiniaceae
Source: the annotation of a GenBank genome assembly